This is a messenger RNA of Rubroshorea leprosula, 4732 nucleotides long. The record is from the annotation of a GenBank genome assembly. NCBI's taxonomy places the organism in Eukaryota, Viridiplantae, Streptophyta, Magnoliopsida, Malvales, Dipterocarpaceae.
AUUCCCCAAAAUAUUAAAAACCUCCAGUCCUCGUCUUGAAAUUUGGCGCCUCAGUUUUUCCAAAAUCUCACUGAAUAGCGACGACGAAGCGAAUUCCUGUGGAGAAAUGGUAUUCCUCCACCAACAAAAUCCCUCUCGCAAGAGGCCUUCGGCCUCAUUUGUCCCCCUUUUACUUCCUUCCAAAACCCUCAAAUCUUCCGACGACGGUGUUGAUGCAGUCGAAAAGAUGGUGUCCAUCUUGGCUGAAGGUGGUUGUGCGUUGGUAAACCCGUCAGGCCCACUCUGCCCGGACCACCACAAGCUCCGCUGUCAUCUCUCCUCCCACUUUGCUUCUUCUUCUGACGAUCGCUCGCAUUUUCUCUUAGGCUUCUCUUUUUACAUUCAAUCUCCCCAAAAUCUUCUCAGGGUGAUUGCUUCUUCCAAUGGCGGUAGUCCUGUUUCCAUAAGAAAUGACAGCUUAGUCCGACAUCUGUUGCUCGUACCGUCCAUCCAACUAGAUGUACAGAACAUGCUACUCGAGAAACUUCCUGAAUAUUUUGAUGUGCCGGCCUCAUUGCCUCUUGAGGAGGAUGUUGCUAGGCUCAUCAUUAAUCAAUUUCGGUGGCUGGAUUUUAUUGAGGAUCCCAAUGCCUUCACGGACAAAUUGAUGCAAGUUCUUUCCAUUUGUCCUCUAGACCUAAAGAAAGAGAUUAUUGGAUCGUUACCAGAGAUCAUUGGUGAUCAAAAUAACAAGACUGUGGUUGACUCCCUUGAACAGAUGCUUCAAGAAGAUUCAUCUGUUAUUGUACCUGUGCUCGACUCUUUUUCCAACCUUAAUUUGGAUGUGCAGUUGCAAGAACAGGUCAUAACGAUAGGAUUAUCCUGUAUUAGAGCAAUUGAUGCAGAACACAUGCCAUAUCUGCUUAGAUUUUUACUUCUUUCAGCCGCACAAACAAAUAUCAGGCGAAUAAUCUCUCAGAUCCGUGAGCAGCUAAAGUUUGUUGGAAUAUCAAAUUCUCGUGGAACAGAAUGCAGUAAACUUAAAGGGAAGUUAGUUGUUGACAAUAAAGAGGCAUCUAUUUUAGAUGCCUUAAGAUCUAGUCUUUGGUUUAAGAAUAUACUGUGUCAGGAGAUUUUGAAAGAAUUGAACUGCCUUGAGAAUCCUCGAGAUCACAAAGUCAUAGAUAUAUGGUUGCUUAUGCUCAUACACACAAACUGCAAUUCCAUGAGAAAGAGCAUUGAGAAGAUCUUUAAGAAGAAGAUUAUUGAAGGCUGCAUUCAGGAAGUUUUGCUUGAUCAGUGCAUUUGUGGGAAAAGGGAACUGGUACAGGAAUAUUUUCCUUUCUUCCUUUCUUUGUCUGAGUAUUUACUGGCGUGCAAAGAACAAAAAGCUAGGGAGUUUGGAAUUCACAUCUAUUCUAGACUUUUUGAGGAGUUUGUUGAUACUUAUUCUAGACAGGAACUUAUGGUUUUUCUGGCAAGCAAACAUGCUGAGGAAUUGAUACCACUCUCUUCUCAUAUAAAUGGACUUUUGGAAUACUUGGAGGGAUUUACCAUGGAAAAUCUCCAUAUGGUUUAUGAGGUCUUCUGCAAUAUGGCUCUAUCAGCUAGCUCUAGUACUGGCUCUUUUAGAUUGUCCAUUGCCAAUGAGCUUUUGAUGAUAGUACGAAAGCAGGUCAACCAUCCAGAUCUAAAGUACAAAAAGAUGGGUCUAAUUGGUGUUUUGAAAAUAGUUUCAUGCCUUGCAGAUGGGGUUAAUAAGUCCUGGUCAUCACCAUUUCAGAAGUCAAACUCUGAGGAGGCUCUGGAACUCUUGAAAAUAUCUCUAGAAUCUUGCAAACAGUUUGUUUUACCACUAAUCUUCUUUUAUGAUGAAUUGACCACAUUGCUGGAAUGUAGAGUACUUCAGCCAGCCAUCAUGGAGUGGAUUGGCAAGCAUGUUGGAGACUUUGAAUCCGUAUUUCUGUCUGAUCUUGAAGCUGGGCAGUUGCUUAACAAAAACACUUAUGUUGGUUUAGAAGGAGAGCUAUGGAUGAACUUGGAUGGUGAAAUAUCUCCUAUUUGUCUGAACAUUCUGCCAUUGGCUUCCUCUUCUUCACAAUCUGAUUCCUUGCAAUUUCUUCCAGCAUACUUCUCUUUAUUAUCUACUUUUGAAAGGGUGACAAAUCAAGGAUCUCUUGGAGGAAUUGAUGCAUUACUUGGCUGCGCUUUGCACCUUCCUUCCCCUAAGUAUUUCACUGCUACUGGAUGGAAGUCUCUCUCAGGAAAGCAGAAACAGAUCAUUUGCCUCUCCCUUUACUACGCUGUGAAUUGGAUCCGAGAACUGCUUAAUGCCUUCUGCACACAAGUGGCUGGAAAAUUUAACUGUACAAGUCAGGCCACAAAAGAAGACAUAAUUUCCAAGCUACUAAAGAGAUUGACGAACCUAGUAUUUCUGGAAAGCUUGUUAAAUCAUUCAAUCAGAAUGUAUCCUGUAUCUUUGCCUCAGCUCCAUCUUCACAUUGAGCAUUCUGUAUCAUUACUCCUAAGCCAACCAAACCAUAUUGGGCAUCUGGAGGAGAGUGAGAUUAGGAUGAAAUAUGUAAAUACAUCCUCAAACAAAAGAAAACACGGAAAGAUCUCGAAGGCAUCAGUACAAGCUGAUGCAGAAGGAAAAAACAGGCAGCCAACGUUAUUUGAUGUGUUAAGAAAAGCAGGGAAGUUGGUGAACCAGGAGGUGCAAAAUGAGGUUAUAUCUAGAUUAUCCUCAAUAGAGAAGAUAUCAGAGUCAGGAGAUGAGCGAAGUUCCAUUUCUAAUGAACCAGAACCCAUAGAAAUUUCUGCAGUUAGUCAAGCUUUGGAAGCACAGAGAUUUAGGUUCAGGCCUCUUCUAGUGCAUUGCUUUUACAUUCUGACAUUUUCGAAGAAUCACAAUUCCUCUUCCUCGGACCCUGCAGCUGAGCUACCCAUGUACCUGUACCUUCUCCAUGAUCUUCACUACAAGCUGGAUUACUUUACUUAUUUGGGUAAACAAUUGUCCUCCAGAAGUAUCAAUUCUGUUGGUUUUACCAGGAUGACAGUGGAUGAGUUCCUAAGUAAUAUUAGAUCUCUCUUUCCAAGUCUCAAGAGCCUUUUAAAUAGUGCUCUUGGAAUCCUUAAAGAAGGUGAUGAAACUUGUCAAGAACAUUGGAAAUUUCAAUCUGCUGCCGCUGGGAACCCAGAUAUAAGCAACCAUGUGAUAUCAAAACCUUCAGUCUCCACCAUGGUAUUCAAAGAAGUACUUAAUGGUUUUAGUAAGAUGCUAAACCUUCAUGAUGUUCAGAGGAAUGAAUCAGUUCUUUCAGAUCUUCUUGAAGCUUUUCAAUCCAUCAAAACACCAGAUGAUGUUGCUUCAUAUGGACAAUCUUUUUCUUGUGGAGCAAUUGAAUCUUUAUAUAUUGGUGCUUGUUCAUUUGUGGAAAGUGUCCUAGACACAGCAUGUUCUUUGUCCUUUACUCUGGCAUCAGAAUCUCUGUUUACUCUGGAAUCAGCUGUUACAUCAGUUCAGAAAGUCUUCAAGAAGUCAGAGGCUAAUAGCAAAAGCAUGCAGUCUAAGUUCAGCCAGAUCCUUCCUGCCUUACGUCAGAGGGUUGAAACUUCUGCUCAUAAACUGCUAAAGCAUAAUUGGAAUGAUGAAAAUCUUGAGAAUGGCUGGAAGAACAAAGGAGAGAUUGUUCAGAAGAUAUUAAGGAUUUACUUGGAAUAUAGUGAGUCAACCUCUGAGUUGGUAGUUGAACUUGCCUGCUCUAUUUUCCCACAGGUUUCUUCACAACAAAACUUGGGAGAAGAUGAUCUUCAUGGUUUCACAACUCUUUGUUCUGCAACAUUUCUUCCAUGGUAUAGGGUGCUGUUUGAAGUUAACCUUACAAUUCUCAACAAAUUGGUAAAGGAAGUUCAUUCAGAAAAAUCUCUUCCUGGUGUUCAACCUGAGAAUGUGGAAACACAUUUAAUUGGUAUGCAAAAGACUGUUAACGUCACAGUUGCACUUGUUAACAUGUCCAGGACUUGUAACAGGGUUACUGUGCAUGCCUUGGCUGUAAAGUAUGGUGGAAAAUUCAUUGAUUCCUUCCUUAAAGCUUUUGACUUUUUAGAGGUUCACUUUCAAGCACAUGAUGAAGCCAUAAUUCUCCUGGUGAAGGAGCUUCAAAAGGCUACGAGAACAAUACAGACCCUCUGCUCUGAAGCAAAGGGCUCGAAACAAAUGGCCAUUACUAGUAAAAUUCCUGCUACAAAGAGAUCAUUAGAACGGUUUUUGUUUCGUGUCAAGGCUCUUCUACAUGCAACGUCUAGCCAUUGUACUUUCUGGAUGGGCAAUCUAAAGCAUAAGGAUUUGGCAGGCCAAGUGGUUAGCUCACAGGUAUACAUAGAUGAUCAAAAUGAUAUUGUUGAUGAAGAUCCAGAAGCAGCUAUUAAUGAGGAUGAAACUGCUGCUGUCGCUAGCUCUGACAGAGAAACAGGAUGAGAAUUCUCUAUUGUUGAAAAUAUCACUCUUACGAAAGCUAAAUAUUGAGGUCAGGUUCUAGUACUACCCAAAUGAUUUAGCUGUGCAUUCAUCUUCAAGAAGUUCAUUAUAGUACUAGACUACGAGUGCUACUGACAUUUAUAUCCAUGACCAUGACUCAUGGUUGCAUCCAUCUAGAUUGCGGUGGUUCUAACUGCAAUGGUUAAUGAAAAAGAUAAUGUUAAACUGGAAGUUUCCCACUUACACCACGGCUGAUAAAUUAUGCUAGGUUGU